Messenger RNA from Ornithodoros turicata, 2190 nucleotides. RefSeq names its product FH1/FH2 domain-containing protein 3-like. The transcript has 4 exons. Gene Ontology annotation, biological process: cortical actin cytoskeleton organization. Gene Ontology annotation, molecular function: actin filament binding. The coding region runs from base 273 to 680 and encodes 135 amino acids. The record is from RefSeq and is a predicted model, not a curated record. NCBI's taxonomy places the organism in Eukaryota, Metazoa, Arthropoda, Arachnida, Ixodida, Argasidae. Gene Ontology annotation, cellular component: cytoskeleton; cytoplasm.
AGCGCUUUGGCACUGCAUCCGUUGCACGUGACGGCGUGAGAAUCACAUUCGCGUAACAGGUGACGCUUUGCUAGCGCUACGGGACCAACGAAGCCGCAACCCAGUGUGGAAUUACAGCAGAGCACAUUAAAUUUGUCCACCUGACUGGGCUGGAGAGACAAUCUUCCAACGUUGCAUUCCUGGACCGUUUCAUCAUCCAACGGGCACCGCCCGGUGGUUUCCAGGAUCUUUUGAUAACAGAGUUGGCACACAGCGUGGGAACAGUCCAGCAGAUGGGUCCCGGUGGAACCCUCGGUCGACACUCAACACCCAACCGCGACGACAACAUGACGGAUGCGGAUGACGAAAUCCUCGAGAGCCUCGUGAAGACAGCGACGGCGAAGCCAGGCCAGAACGAACCGCGCUUGCGUAAGAAGGCACGUUACGGCGACCGAAAGUCUUGUCCCGGUGGAACCCUCGGUCGACACUCAACACCCAACCGCGACGACAACAUGACGGAUGCGGAUGACGAAAUCCUCGAGAGCCUCGUGAAGACAGCGACGGCGAAGUCAGGCCAGAACGAACCGCGCUUGCGUAAGAAGGCACGUUACGGCGACCGAAAGUCUUUGCGCCGUACCCUGAAGAGCGGACUGGACCUGUCGGAAGAGGAGCGUCGAUUCUUGAGGGCAAUGUCCUCGUAGUCAGCUGCAAGUCGUAGGACCGAGUCUUUCAUCGGAAAUGUCUGUUCACGUGACAUGCACACUUAGGACGGUUGUUUUUUUUUAAAUGAGACGGUGUUUCCCGCACUCACUCUAGCUGUGACAUCUGUGCUGUGUAUUUACUAGCUGACACCUUCUUCAAAUUUAGAUAGUAAUUCAAAUUAAAGGGCCACUAAGGUGAAGAAAUUUCUGAGCGCGGAAUCAAAGGUGCCUUUACUCCGACUCAAGUGUGUAGAGAAUUCAUUGCGUUGUUUGUGAUUCGUUUAUUUUUUAUUUUAUUUUAUUUUUACUUCGUAAUACUGCUGACUCUUCUAGGAGCCGUAGCAACAGCGACUAUAUGACAACAGUAUGUUUUGUGCAUAAGGAGACAAGUGCUACUAAUUCCACUACAAUCUACCGGUGUGAAUUCGGCACAUACAGCAGCAACUAUGUGUGAAAGAAAGCGCAAUUUACGCUUACCUCAGAUUGACCACCUCAAAGUAACCUCAAGCGAUGAUUUGGUGAAAAUCGUUUGAGCAGGAGAGUAUAAAUAACCGUUUAUUUCACUCAUAAAUCACAAACGACACAACUUAUGAAUCCCUUUCCCUCUGUAGUGGUGUCAGAGUAGAGUCAUAUUUUGCUCUGCGAGUUCAAAUUUUUGCGCUUCAGUGCCCCUUUAACCGCGCGACUGCACCGUCAGUCUUUUAACUGUCGUUGUAACUUCAAGGUAAUAGACCGGUCACUAUCUGCAGAGCUUCCUGGGAGUCUAGAACAGCCUGGGGUCUAUGUGGGUCUAUGUGAAUCCGUGAGAUGGACCGAAUCGUGUCACAGCUAGUUCAGUGCAGGUGUUUCUUUCUCCCUCUCUCUCUCUCUCUCUCUCAACAGCAUGUGGUAUGACAUUCUUACGUUACGUUACUUUUCCUAUGUCCCUUACUGUUACGUUUGCUUUUCUUAUGUCUUUUACUUUUGCGUUUACUUUUCCUACGUCCUUCUCACGGGAUCUCAUCCAUCGAGCAGGCACCAAGUGCUGAAUCUUCAGAUAUUUGAUUGUGUUUUGCUGUUUUUUUUUCCUACAAUUAGUGUCUCCGAUUGGAAAGUUUACUUUUUUUUUUUUACGUAGACACAUGGCUGCAAAAGUGAAACCAAUAGAUCUGUGACGAGUUUUUUCCUAUGAGCACACAAAUCAUUACAUUCAUGACGCCUCGAACCACGACUGAGACUGCUGUAAUGUGACUUUGUGGUUUUGAAACUUCUGUGACAAAAAAAAAAAAAAAAAAAACUUCUGUGUUCUUGUAAAAAAAUCUGUGGGAAAGGCUAUGCCAUUUCAGAAUACUUUGAUUCUAUGGGUUACUCUAGUUUACUCUUGGAAACGUGAGCAGCCAAGUGCACUACAAUAUAAUUGUCUCUUCGUGAUUUAUGUUCUCACGUGUUGCACAUUUCAUUCACGUAUAACACACUACAUGGUCACAAUUGUACUGGUGUGCAAAUAUGUGUGUGAACUAGUAAUAUCGAA